AUGUCUACCAGUACAAACGCAACCACGGCAGGACAUACUUUCAAGCAUGACGAAGGAACCAACCUCCUCUUGCGAAUUGCUCCUUCGACCGAAGUAGCUUCUUACUUCUGGGGACAAGACACCGAGAAGACCAAGGAGACCCUGUUUCGUCAUGAGACCGGCUACCUCGCAGCACGCAGGAUUAUCGGAGAUGGAAGCCCCAGCCGAAUGACCGAGAUACUAGAGAAGGGAAGAGAGGUAGUCGACGCCGUCUUUCACGACUUGGACAAAUUCAACGGAGAACCAUCUCUUGUGACAAAGUUGCGUCUAUCCGACGAGCUCCAGACGUGGCGCGACGAGCAAUUCAAAGCCGGCCACGUGCUUCCACAAAAGGGAGACGGCCUGACUCGCGUCUCCGAGGAUAUCAUUCAUCUGCUUCACGCAGAGGACUGGGCCGACGCGCUUCUAACGAACGGCGCAUUAUUCGGCUCCGGAUUCGCCGAUCUCCUCAUCGGCGCAUAUGACCCGGAGACCCUAUACUCCAACUACGCCGUAGACGCCUUGAUCGCGUACUUCGGUGACUCCAGCAUCCUAGGCAUUGCGGCGGAGGCGGUAGCACGCGGGCACGAUCCCGCCGGCCUUAUGAAUGACUUCUGCUUGAGUAACCGGGGAACGGAUAUCGUGGACGUCGGCUCGGAUAUUCAUAACUCGGAGCUCUUUAAUGCCGUGCUGAACGUCGCCGACGUUACUGAUACAGGCGUGGUGGGCGAGAAGGCGCUAAGACGGGUCUACGAUGCGUUUGCGCACGCCGGCGCCAAGACUCUUACGCAGCAGUGGUCGGAGCCCGGCGCCCGCGUCGUCGCAGCGUUGUAUACCUGGCACAUCCAGGAUGGUAGACACGAGUUGCUGAGACGGGCGGUGUUGGGGUAUAGCAUGCGGAGGGCCACGCGCAAAGGACAACGCGAAGCAGAUUGGUGCGAGGCGUUUGACUCGACGAAUCGAACGACUGGAUUCAGCAGGCCGCUUGCGGGUGCUUGUGAUGGCGAGGAUCCAUGCGACCAGGUGCAGGCUCGUCUGGGCAGUUGGAGAGAGUGCGACUUGCUCGCGACCAUGUGGUGGUUGCUAUCGACUGGGUUGGUGGAAUAUGCCGCGAAGGGCUCCCCAGGUGGAGGAGCAUGUUCAUGCGUUGAAGGUGGCCAUGGCGAAGGCUUAUUCGUUGGGAUGUGUGGAUGA
Molecule: messenger RNA, 1212 nt
Organism: Aspergillus steynii IBT 23096
Lineage: Eukaryota; Fungi; Ascomycota; Eurotiomycetes; Eurotiales; Aspergillaceae
Exons: 2
Coding region: 1-1212 (403 amino acids)
Source: RefSeq, a predicted model, not a curated record